AUGUCCAUGCUCGACGACUUUGUCGAGCAUGCGGCUGGCCCCGGGCGGGGCGCCGUGCCCAGGCCCAGCGCUCUCGCAGGCGUCGAGUACGAAGGGUUCGAGCGCGAUGACCACGCCGACGAGGUGUCGCCUCUGGUCCGAGCCCUUGAAACAGGCUUCGUCCCUACAGCACGUGUGAGCGCCACCCUCCCGCCUCUCUUCUCCCUCAGCACCGUGCAGUACACCCCACCCGCCGACAUCCUCUUCCUUACGGCCGCCAAUAACGUGCUCUUCUUCGCGACGCAACCGCUCUCUGUAGUCAUUAUUGAUCUGAACGCCCCCGACGAGCUGGUGACGAUCGACCUGCCCCGGCCGACAGACAAGGGGCUGCGCGAUGUGACCAUCAAGGCGCUCUUUGCCGACCCCACUGCGCGUCAUCUCAUCAUUACCACAUCCACCGGCGAUGCGUUUUACCUUCCUGUCGCGGGGAUAAGCAGCCAGCAGAACCGCCGACCUCGCGCUCUACGCCUCCGCCAGAACGUUACUGCAGUUGCGUGGUCCCCCAUCCCCUCUGAGAACACCGAUCCGAGCUCCCCACCUCCGACAGACGUGCUGCUAGGCUGCGCGACGGGCGCCAUCCUCUCCCUUCCCCUUCCCCCAUCGGACGACAUUUUCAAGGUUCAACUGCCUAUGGGCAAGCAGCUUGAGCGCGACCUCCAGGUCGUGUACCACGUCGAGGGCGGCGAGACUGUCACCGGCAUCGCUUUCGGGUUCUGGAAGGAGAAGAAGGAGCGCUCCGCCUGGGCUGUGUGGACCACCAAGGACAGAGUGUUCGAGGUCCAGGCGCCUGUGAGCACCACAUUUGCAGGUGGCAAGGGUGGCGGCUGGGCUGAGGAGGUCUUCCGCACCGUUCGCGACGGCGUACCCAAGUUCCACGAAUUGCCUGGCGACCCUCCCGCGUCAGAGUUGCACACAUUCAUCCCGUCCGUCGAGGGACAAGUGGCAGCCGACCUUCCCGCACCCACCGCGGUCGCUUGGCUGACAGCAGCGGGGUUGUACUACUCAGCGCUAUCUCCCACGCCGACCUCCGAGAUCCUCUACCAGCCAUCCCUUCUCCCUUAUCCGCCAGCACCGGUCGUCGACGCUCCGCCCGCCGCGACGUUCCGUCGCAACGCGCCUCCUGUCACCGAGACGCCGGUCCCAGUUCCUAUAUCCUGCGCUGUUUCCGAAUGGCACUGGCUCUUCCUCUACGCAGACCGCAUCGUCGCCGUCUCAAGGCUCAGCGAGAAGGUCGUCUGGGACGAGCCCUUACCUCUCAGCUCCCGGCAGAAGGCGCUCAGUCUCUCCUCUGACCCCGUGUCGCGCACGUUUUGGGUGUCGACGACCCAGUCAAUUAUUGAGGUCGUCGUGCAGAAAGAGGAGCGCGACGUGUGGCGUGCCAAGCUUGAGAGUGGCAAGUACGCGUCUGCGCUCAAGUACGCGGCGACGCCCGCGCAGCGCGACAUUGUGCUCUCCAAGCAGGGCGAUGCGCUCUUCGCUGAGGGCAAGCACAUCCUCUCCGCACGUGCGUAUGCCGAGUCGACGCGUAGCUUCGAAUUCGUGACGCUGCGGUUUGUGGACGCGGACGAACGAGACGCAUUGCGCGUGUACCUCAUCGGCCGGCUCGACAAGCUCGACAAGAAGGACUUGACGCAGCGUAUGAUGAUCGCGACGUGGCUCCUCGAGAUAUACCUCAGCAAAUGCAACACGCUCGAGGACCUGAUUGCGGCCGAGGCGGCUACAAGCGAUGUGGAGACUCUGCACGUCGAGCGGGACAUGGUCGAGGACGAUCUGCGGACAUUUAUCAAGGACUACCGUGCCAACCUCGACCCUCGCGUCGUGUACGAGCUCAUCCUCGCACACGGACGCAUGGACUUGUAUCUCUACUACGCCGAGCUGAACAAGGACCACGACCGUGUUGUCGAGCACUGGAUCCAGGAGGAAAAUUGGACCAAAGCCAUCGAUGUCCUCAGCCGUCAGGACUCGCUCGACCUGUACUAUCGCUUCGCGUCGAUCCUCAUGCGCAACGUGCCUAAGCAGACGGUCAACGCGUGGGAGCGACAGGUCGCGCUUGAGCCGCGUCGUCUCAUUCCCGCUCUUCUGCAGCAGCGCUCGGAACCGCUCCCCACCAACCAGGCGGUGCGGUACCUCGAGCAUGUGGUUUUCCGGCAGGCUUCGACCGACUCGACCAUCUACAACCUCUUACUCACGCUGUACGCGAGCGACAAGGACCCGGACGACGCCCCUCUCCUUCGUUUCCUGAACUCGUGCCCAGACGACCCCAUCACUGAACGUCCCUACUACGACCUCGACUACGCCCUGCGGCUUUGCAAAGCCCACGGACGCAUCCAGCCGUGCGUGCACAUCUAUUCCCGCAUGGGCCUGUACGAGCAGAGUGUAGCACUUGCGCUCGAGAAGGGCGACCUUGAGCUGGCCAAGAUCAACGCCGACAAGCCCGAUGACGAUGAGCCGCUGCGCAAGAAGCUGUGGCUUAAGAUUGCCAAAUACGUCGUACAGGAGAAGGGCGACAUCAAGAGCGCGAUGAAGUUCCUCGAAAGUACCGACCUUGUCAAGAUUGAGGACAUCCUCCCAUUCUUCCCUGACUUUGUGGUCAUCGACGACUUCAAGACCGAGAUCUGUAGCGCUCUCGAGGACUAUUCGGCCCGCAUCGAUGAGCUCAAGGCCGAAAUGGCUGAGGCGACGCGCUCCGCCGAAAGCAUCAAGCAUGACAUUGACGCGCUGAGUACGCGCUUCGUCGCCGUUGAGAUGAGCGACAAGUGCUGGCGCUGCGGCCAGGGCAUCACGAGCCGCCAGUUCUACGUCUUCCCGUGCCAACACGCGUUCCACGCUGACUGCCUCAUCUCCAUGGCCAUGGAGUACCUCCCUUCACCCUCUCUCCGCCGCAUCCUGCACCUGCAGGACGAGCUCGUGCGUUCGGACGCGCCAGGCCAUCGCCUCCUGUCCUCACAAUUCAGCGGCACCUCCACCCCGCGCAGGCAGGAGACGGCCUCGGCAGCCGACUUCCUGCUCGGUCCCGGUCGCCGAGUCCUCGCUGCUGGCGACCGGCUGCGCGAGCUCAUCGUGCCCGACGCGCUGGCCCAGGCUGUGGUUGGGGGGAAGAAGAAUCGACCCCAGGAUGAGAGUCGGCUUGAGGCCGCCCGUGCCGAACUGGACGCCCUCGUCGCGGCCGUCUGCCCACUUUGCGAGGGCGCAGUUGCAGCGAUUGACAAGCCAUUCGUCCGUGAGGGCGAGGAUGCGGGGGACUGGGCCGUAUAG
This is a messenger RNA of Cutaneotrichosporon cavernicola, 3294 nucleotides long. RefSeq lists its product as uncharacterized. Gene Ontology annotation, biological process: organelle fusion; vesicle-mediated transport; endosome organization. Lineage: Eukaryota; Fungi; Basidiomycota; Tremellomycetes; Trichosporonales; Trichosporonaceae. The record is from RefSeq and is a predicted model, not a curated record. The coding region runs from base 1 to 3294 and encodes 1097 amino acids. The transcript has 4 exons. Gene Ontology annotation, cellular component: HOPS complex; endosome. Gene Ontology annotation, molecular function: protein-macromolecule adaptor activity.